This is a messenger RNA of Notolabrus celidotus (New Zealand spotty), 3187 nucleotides long. RefSeq names its product spartin b (gene spartb). The record is from RefSeq and is a predicted model, not a curated record. The transcript is spliced from 9 exons. Gene Ontology annotation, biological process: cell division; negative regulation of BMP signaling pathway. Gene Ontology annotation, cellular component: plasma membrane. NCBI's taxonomy places the organism in Eukaryota, Metazoa, Chordata, Actinopteri, Labriformes, Labridae. The coding region runs from base 256 to 2046 and encodes 596 amino acids.
CACGUCACAUUGUCAUGUCAUUUCAAAACUCUUGCUUUGAAAGGUAAGCAGCACUGUGCUGGACAAUCUCUGCAACCUCGAUUUUUAUAUUGAAGGAAGUCGUGCAAGGUCCAGUGAGGUACAAACCAACAAUCAGUCCCUUUUACUCAGGAAGUGUUGUUGAAUUCAGUCAACACGUUCAGAACCAGGAGGACCAGAGAACCUAACGGUAGCUGAUCAGGCUGUUCUCCGGACUUGUGUCACUCUCUGGGAGGAAUGGAGGAAGCGAAACGAGAUGCCUUUGAUAACGCCAGACUUCAGGUAAUCAAAGAUGGCUACGAGAGGGCCUUCGAGUGCAUCAACAAAGGACUCACAGUAGAUGAAGCUGGAGACAAAGCACAGGCCCUGGAGCUCUACAAGCGAGGGAGACAGCACCUUGUCAGGGCCAUCAGUGUGCCAACGCAGGGAGAGGAGUGUGUGGGCAGCUCCUGGGAGUCGGCCCGACAGAUGAAGCAGAAGAUGCAGGAGACGCUGGACAACAUCACCACUCGCCUGGCCAUACUUGAGACCAGCUCUGACCUUGAAUCCGCACCAACACUGAACAGUGCAUCUCCCCCCAAUGCUAUGGACGCCCCUGCUGAAGGUCUGUACCCAACACUGCCCCCCAAACAGAAACCAGAGAGGCCAACUCCACCACAACCACUUUCUGCUAAUGCCCCAGCAGCAGGAGCUGUCGGAGGCAAACCCGCAGGCAGCAGUGAGGGUCCUCCUCUCUCUCCCUCCAAACAGCCUGCUGUAUCAGGUGAACAGCCUCCAGCUUACUCUCCUCAGGCGGCUGAUGGUCACCUUUCUAUUUCUUAUGGAACAGAAGCAGGGGAGAUGUCACUGGUGGGAGAGGAGUUCUACAGUCGUACGUCUAACUCGACACCAUCUCCUCAGAGUAUGGGUGAGGAAGGAGAGGAGCUGGUGUACAUCCCUCAUGGGGUACAGAUAUUCUUUGUCACACCUGAAGGGCAGGUGAGCGCUCCUUCGUACCCGGGCUACCUGCGGCUGGUGAAGUUCACAAGUGAUCACUCCGACAGAAUGCCAAACCGACCACCAGCUUUUCUGCAGGUGUGUGACUGGAUCUACCCUCUCAUGGCCAUGGACUCCCCGGUGCUGCUGUGUAACACUGGUGUGUUUAUGUUUCCUGACAUGAUGGCGCCAGGUCCAGGCUAUUAUGUCGGGGUAGUGUUGUCCUCAGAGCUGCCUGCUGUUGAGAGAGAGCUGUUUCAUGACCUGCUGUCCCAGAUGACAGAUCUCAGGGUUCAGGCUCCAGAUGAAGCCACAGACACCAUUAAUCUCAGUCAGAAGGUGUCCAUCGCUGCAACCGAGGACACUGCACCCGAAGAGACUGCACCAGCUGAAACCGAGGACGAAAAGCCUUUGCCUGAGUGGAGCGAAAAGGUGGCGAAUGGGAUCCUGACAGGUGCAUCCUGGCUAAGCUGGGGCUUGGUUAAAGGAGCCGAGUUUACGGGCAAGGCCAUCCAUAAAGGAGCAUCUAAGCUAAGAGAACACAUCACUCCUGAAGACAAACCCACUCACGUCAGCCCGACCGUCACCAAAGGCCUCCAUGUUGCCAAGCAAGCGACAGGAGGAGCCGUCAAAGUCAGCCAGUUUUUAGUGGAUGGAGUGUGUACUGUUGCUGGCUGUGUGGGUCGAGAGUUGGCUCCACACGUGAAAAAACACGGAGGCAAGCUGAUCCCAGAGUCCAUGAAGAAAGACAAGGAUGGACGUUCCAAUAUAGAUGGAGCCAUGGUCGUGGCUGCCAGUGGAGUGCAAGGAUUCGCCACCAUGUGGACCGGUCUGGAAUUUGCAGCAAAGAAUAUUACCACAAGUGUAGCAUCAGAGACGGUCACCACCGUAAAGCACAAAUUUAGGGGUCUACAAAACAUCUUUGACCCACCCAAUGAGAAGAAGUGUAUGGAGCCGCAGCCGGACAAGCAACAGACCACGCAGUCAAUUCUGCCAUUAACGUGGGCAUCACUGCCUUCAAUGUUGACAACCUUGGGAUCAAAGCUGUCGUGAAAAAGACUGGAAAGCAAACGGCGAAGGCCAUUUUGGAUGACUACAAGAUUCAGGAAAAACCAGAGAACAUAAAAGAAGUGGAGAAAUCCAAAAAAUAACCGUCAGUGCCCUGCCUCACUCCUUCAGCCUUAAAGCAUAAUUUGUAUUCUUCUACCAAAUAAAAUUAUUUUAAAAUUUACUAUUUAUAGAAAUAUAUGUUCUGUAUUUACAAGACAACUACUGUCACAUACAUAAUAUAGUUUCAUACACCUUUAUGCACCUUAAUCUUUAUUUAUAAUAAGGUAGAUGGACCUAAAUGAAGAAAAGCAGCAGAUUUUAUAACUUAUAUAAAAUCUUAAAGAUAAGUUUAAGGUAUGUUGAUGUAAUGACACUCUAUAACAUUCAGGUAUUAUCACUUUUCUUGGAAGAUAUUAAUAAACUAUGCUGUGUGCACUAAGGACCUUUUUUAUGGCUAGACACUGGACAUAUUUCUCAGUCUUUCUGAAGCAUUUGUGUGUUUGAGUUUCCCCCCCCCCUGUAAGGGUAAGUGCAAUUUACAUCCUCUGAAAGAAUUAUCAGGAAUAUUAUCUCUGUCAGUCUCUGCAGGUAUCAUUAUCUGAAAAGAAAGCAUCUGACAAGCAGUUGCGACUAAGACCACGUCACUACUGCUGCUGACUGUGCCUGCAAAUAUCAAAUGAUAUAAAAGUUUUAUUUUUCAAGAAGCAGUGAAUCUGAAGUCUGCUGUCUGUUAUUUUGUGGUUCCUUAAUUCAAAAUGUAAAAGUUUGACUGUAAACUGCAAGUCUGAGGAGUUUAAAACAAGAUAUGUGUGUUUUGCUGUGCUGUCUAAUGCAUUUCAGUUUUUUCCACCUUUCUUUAAAAUGUAAAUGUUUAUAGCAUUUCAUAUAAAAAUUAUAGAUUACAAUAUUUUUAUGUGUGAACAAACUAUUUAGCAACAAUAAUUUUUGAGUGUGGUUCUAACUGUUUUAAUAUCCAGCUUGUGUCUUUAUUUUUUUUGACUGAUUAGAGUUGUCUUGAAACUCAAGCUUUAAAACUUCAGCAAGCAAAUGUAAUUUUCACAAGGCUAACAAAUACUGUAACAAAGCAGUGAGAUGAUAAUUCAAUGAGUACUUAAUUGAAAUGAAAUAAAUAAGAAGAAUGAAA